Brassica rapa (field mustard) is the source of this 836-nucleotide messenger RNA. RefSeq names its product transmembrane protein 18. The record is from RefSeq and is a predicted model, not a curated record. Gene Ontology annotation, cellular component: nuclear membrane. NCBI's taxonomy places the organism in Eukaryota, Viridiplantae, Streptophyta, Magnoliopsida, Brassicales, Brassicaceae.
AUUUAGAAGCUGGGAGAGAUCGUGAGAACAAAUGAGAAACUGAAACCGAGAAAAGAGGAGGAGAAAGAGAGAUUUGGUCCCUUGGAGUGUGUGUGAUUUGGAGCUGGAAUCUGUUUUGUAGUAGUAGACAAUGGAGGAAAUAAGAUCUGCGAUGGAGCAACAAAUGGAUCUGAUGGCGGAUCUGGUCCAGAAGCUCUCGGGAGAGCUCCGAACCGGAUUACAACCUGCCUACGCUAAUUUCAUAGGUUUUUUCCACGCCAUCGAUUGGAAGGAACCGUGGAUAAUGGGAUUAAUGGCGUUUCAUGCUCUGUUUCUAAUGGUCACUCUUCUCUCUAGAAGGCAUCUCAACUUCCACAUGUUCCUCUUCUUAUUCGCUUUGGGUGGGGUAUACUUCGCGGAGAGUCUCAACCGGCUCUUGAGGAAAAACUGGAAGAGCUUCUCAACUCAGAACUACUUUGACCCCCACGGAGUCUUCCUCUCGGUUCUUUGGUCUGGACCACUUCUGGUCAUUGCAAUGAUAAUCCUGAUAAACACACUCUUUUCCCUUUGCUACCUGAUUGUAAAAUGGAAAAGAGCUGAGCUCAGGCAUCGUGCAAGGCUUGCUCGUACCAAGCAGGAAUAGAUCCCGAAGCUCUCUCUUAUCAGCAUAUCCUUUGUAUACUCUCACAUUGCAACAAACUGUUUUCUGUUUGGCUCGUGUAUUUCCUUUCGAAUCGAACGAAUCUCAUAGUAAACCAACCAGAUUAUUCUAUUUUUGUUUGUUUAGUUUGAAACUGUUAAGCAAUCAGAUGUAUUUGAAUGAUUAACAAAGGAAUUCCUAAUCAAAUUCACCACAA